Molecule: messenger RNA, 634 nt
Organism: Chanos chanos (milkfish)
Lineage: Eukaryota; Metazoa; Chordata; Actinopteri; Gonorynchiformes; Chanidae
Product: eukaryotic translation initiation factor 1A, X-chromosomal
Exons: 7
Coding region: 103-537 (144 amino acids)
Biological process (GO): translational initiation
Molecular function (GO): RNA binding; translation initiation factor activity
Source: RefSeq, a predicted model, not a curated record
CGGACUAGAGACUAGCUUAAUGGUCCUCAGUUUGGACUGAUUGCUAUUAAAUUCUGUAAAACCGUCACCUUUGAUCUUGAUUAAUUUUGCACAUCGGUGAGAAUGCCGAAAAAUAAAGGUAAAGGAGGGAAGAAUCGGCGGCGUGGAAAGAACGAGAAUGAGUCGGAGAAGAGAGAACUGGUCUUUAAAGAGGAUGGACAAGAGUAUGCCCAGGUGAUCAAGAUGUUGGGAAAUGGCCGUCUGGAGGCCAUGUGUUUUGAUGGCGUCAAACGGCUGUGUCACAUCAGAGGAAAACUUCGCAAAAAGGUUUGGAUUAACACUUCGGACAUCAUUCUGAUCGGACUGAGGGAUUACCAGGAUAACAAAGCUGACGUCAUUUUGAAGUAUAAUGCAGAUGAGGCCCGGAGUCUGAAAGCGUAUGGAGAACUACCAGAGCACGCUAAAAUUAACGAGACAGACACAUUUGGACCGGGAGACGAUGAUGAAAUCCAGUUUGAUGACAUCGGGGAUGAUGAUGAGGACAUUGAUGAUAUUUAAGUGUGGACUUGGGACUCUUGUUCCCUGGCAUCGUUUACACAGAGGCAGAGUGGACUUUUCCAGACUGGGACACCUUUCACCCCCCCCCCCCCCCUUU